Molecule: messenger RNA, 963 nt
Organism: Strongyloides ratti
Lineage: Eukaryota; Metazoa; Nematoda; Chromadorea; Rhabditida; Strongyloididae
Product: Glycoprotein-N-acetylgalactosamine 3-beta-galactosyltransferase 1
Exons: 2
Coding region: 1-963 (320 amino acids)
Cellular component (GO): membrane
Molecular function (GO): N-acetylgalactosaminide beta-1,3-galactosyltransferase activity
Source: RefSeq, a predicted model, not a curated record
AUGAAUAAUACAUUUUAUAAUGUAAAGGAUUAUCUUAAAUUUCAAAAAUCAUAUGACAAUUCUGUUUUUGAAAAUUUAUCAAAUGAACUAAUGAAAUCAAUUAAAAUUUUUUGUAUUAUUUUAACAACACCAAAAAAUAAAAAUUCAAAAUGUCUUCAUCAAAAAAAUACAUGGUUAAAAAAAUGUAAUAAUUAUAUUUUUGCUUCUUCUAUAGAAGAUAAAACAUUACCAUCUAUAAAAUCAUAUCCAAAAGAUGAAUAUAAAUAUUCAUAUGGAAAAAUAAAAAAUACAUUAAAAUGGGUGUGGACAAAUUAUAAAGAUGAGUAUGAUUAUAUUUUAAAAGCAGAUGAUGAUACAUAUUUUGUAAUGGAAAAUUUAAGAGCAUAUCUUAUAAAUCAAAAUUCAAGUGAAGAUGCAUAUUUUGGUUUUAGAAUAUAUAAUCCACCAGGAGAUAUAAAAAAAGCAUAUAUACAAGGAGGAAGUGGAUAUAUAUUUAGUAAAAAAACGUUUAAUAUAUUAGUUGAAAAUGGUUUAGAUAAUAAAAAAUAUUGUUGUCAAAGAGAUGAUAUGUAUGACGACAUGGAAAUUGGAAGAUGUUUAUUUAGAAUGGGUAUUAAUUCUACUUUUUUAGUUGAUAAUAAAAAUAAAGUUUUAUUUAAUCCACGUGAAACAGUAUCUACUGUUAGUGAACGUCAAAAUAUUGAAAAUGAAUUUCAAAGAUUUUCUUUAAUUCAUCUUAGACAAGGUCUUAAUACAAUUGGAGAUUUUCCAAUAUCAUUUCAUCGUGUCUCUGGAGAUUUUAUGUACUUAUUUGAAUAUUUAUUUUACCAUGCUGAAAUUAUUGGAAUGAAAUCUCGUCUUUUUAGAAUGGAAGAUAAUGACAAUCAUAAUAAUAAAAUUAAAGUACGUGAAAGAAUAAGAUUAAUUAAAGCAUUUUCAAAUUACAAUUAUAAGAAAUUAUGA